Molecule: messenger RNA, 879 nt
Organism: Panicum virgatum (switchgrass)
Lineage: Eukaryota; Viridiplantae; Streptophyta; Magnoliopsida; Poales; Poaceae
Product: ricin B-like lectin R40G3
Exons: 3
Coding region: 91-615 (174 amino acids)
Source: RefSeq, a predicted model, not a curated record
GCACCUGGUCAUGUGCAAGCGCUUGCUCCCAUCAAUUGAUCCAUCCAUAUCUUGGUGAGUAGUUUAGUUGUUCAGGACAAGUAGCGAGCCAUGGCCAAGGUUCUGGUUAGGGCCCCCGAUGUCACCGGGGCUGCUGGGCAUGGCAACGCACCAGCGAAAGGGGCUGCUGGCCGCGUCAAGGGACCGGCCAAAUCGAGUGGUGAUUUUGGGACCCCGGUGACUAUCACCUGUGAUCAGAAACCGGGUUAUGCCUUGUCCAUCAAGAAGAGCUCCAUUGUUCUUGCACAGAUUGACCCUUCGGACCCCAAGCAGAAAUGGGAUAAGGACGAUAGCUGGGGCGAUGGCUUUGCUAUUGUGAACACAGAUACCAACCAGGCUAUACAGCGCCCUCCUGAUGGUGCGGGCCAUCGGCUUCUUCUGGUGAAAUACGAUUCAGCAAAUCGGGAUGAUUCGGUGAUGUGGAAGCAGAAUAAUUCUAAAUCAAGCCCCAUCCGUGAGCACGACGACACUACUCUGGUCUUCGAUAGUACCAAACGCGGCGACGACACCGUGGUGAUUGUUGCCAAAGAAAGUAAUGACGCAACAAGCCAGAAAUGGACCAUCGUGAACAAGUAACUGUGGAGCCCAUCAUGACGUAAAGAGCGCACUGCAUCGCUCUAUCGAAGCACAUAAAUACAUAUGUAUAUAUAGAAUAAAUAACUCGGCCAAUAAACUUGCGCUUUGAUCCUCCUUAUGCACGUAUAUACAUGGAGGCCACAGAUGCAAGCGUGGGGAAACGGCGUGACAUACGAGAGUUCCUUUCUUGUGCAAUACGAUACGUCUGUACUUAUAAGUGUUUGUGAUCAAUAAAGUGCUUAUCAGCGAUGCGGUGUUAUGAUA